ACUGAUUCUCCAAUAGUGACUCGCGGGGUGGGCAGACGUCUGUGAAAAAAGUUUUAAAUUGAACAGCCAAAAUGUCAGUAAAGAACUCCAAGCCAAACCUCAGUCACCCCCAGGUGUCUGAGAUGGUGAAGCGCGUGUUCGGCUUGACCCCAUCGCUGAUUCGCUCACUUCCCAGCUACGACGAUCAAAACUUCUUUGUGGCUACCACCGAAGGUGGGGAGUAUGUGCUGAAGGUGAUGAACUCUGCUGACAGUCAAAACCCUACCCUGCUGGAGUUGCAGACCCAUGCCAUGACCUUUCUGCACCAGCGGGGUCUUCCAGCUCAGACAGCCCUCCCCACCUGCACAGGACAACUCAUGAGUCUGGAAGAGAUCGACUGUGGGUUUGGUGUUCAUAAGUACCUUGUCCGGCUGCUGACUUAUUUGCCUGGGUCCGUCAUUGCGAAGAUCCCCUGCUCACCGCAAGUACUGUAUGAAGUAGGCAAAAUGGCUGCCAAGAUAGACACAAUCAUGCAGGAGAUGGAGCAUCCUCAGCUUCCUAGUCUGCAGAGGACAAACUUCAUCUGGAGCCUGUCCAGUAUUCCACUCCUGGAGCCUUACAUCCCUUUAAUGGAUGGAGACCCAGUUCAGGAAGUGGUGAAGGCAGUCAUGGAGCAGUACAAAACACGCAUCAUUCCCAAACUAGGUUAUUUUAGAAAGUGUAUCAAUCACGGAGAUUUUAACGACCACAACAUCUUGGCUCAACCCGACGGUUCAGCCGGCUACAAGAUCUCCGGGAUCCUGGACUUCGGGGACAUGAGCAGCGGGUAUUAUGUGUUUGAGCUAUCCAUCACCAUCAUGUACAUGAUGAUCGAAAACCCCAGUCCCCUGGACGUAGGAGGCCCUGUACUGGCAGGCUGGGAGAGCGUCUUCCCCCUCAACGAGGCGGAGAAGGAGGCGCUCUACCUGUUGGUGCUGUGCCGCUUCUGCCAGUCCCUCGUUCUGGCCCGUCAUGCCGUGGUCCAACAGCCCGAGAACGAGGAGUACUUGAUGACCACGGCGAAGACGGGCAUCCGCCAUCUUUGUCGGCUCUGGGAACUGGGCGAGGAGGAAGUCGUGGCGAACUGGUUUCGUGGCGCUGCCCUGUACGCAGAGAGUGACAAAUCCAACAUAGUAGGUGUGGCAUGACGUGCUGUGUGCCUUCCCUAGAACAGCGUGACCUACCGGUUCCGUUAUUUUUCUUUUUUUUUUUUCUUCAAAGAAUCUUGGAAAAAUCGUUAAUUGAUUUUUAAUCGAAUCUUGGCCCUAAGAAUCGAAUCGUGAGGUACUCAAAGAUUCCCACCCCUAUUAGACAACCAGCUGAUUGAAGAGAGAGUUAAUUUACACCUCGACAAUAACAAUAACCAGUUCAGUCACAGCAUUAGUAGCAAAGUCUCUCUGAGACAUGAAGGUCAGAGGAAGAAAACCACAACUGUAUUUUAGGAAGGCUUACCAUACCAGGACUGGUAAAAGCUAGGCCUAGAAGGUCAACUGGAAUGGAUCAGCUCUGCUGUUCAGCCGGUACUGCUAGCAACUGUCCUGCACAUUGCUUUGGCUAGAAACAUCUGCUAAAUGAAGACAUUAUUAUGUUCAAAAUAAGUUCAGUUUACACCAAUACACCCCUCAAAGGUCCAGUCUUCCCCAUACAUAGUUUCACUCAUGCAAUAAUACUUUGUACCCCUGAACUGUGAUGAAUUGUAACUAUAUUUAUGUAGUUCCUAUGUAACUCAAAUGUUGUUAUAGUAGAUAUUGGUAUGAAGUUACAUGGUUGGUAAUGCAGCCUCAUUAUAAAGUUCCAAAGAAAUCUAAGUACUGUGUUUGAGCAUUGUCAUGUAAAAGGAUUCAUUCUGAAAAGAUUGUAACAACAGACAAAAGUCUGUUAAUUGAUAUCCUUGCAACUGAUGUGAAGGAUUUAAAUCCUUCUGAAAAUAUGAAAAAGGUGCAUAUGGGCACAGUAAGUUAAUGGUUUGAUGGGUGCAUCUGAAGUACACAAAGAUUAAUAACUCUAUACCUAUGAAUUACAUAUACAAAUUAUUUUCUGUUGUUUUUAUAGGCACAUUAUCAAUCACCAGACUAUAAUGAAGAUAGUUUCCCCUGUUUUGGCUUAAAGCCCAAAAUAGGGAAGAAUUAUCGCUGUGCUAAUUGUUUGUAUUUGUUUAGGAUUAGACUCACUGGAGUAUUUUAUCUCCCCAUUGCAGAACAGUAGAGCUGUGAGUUCAGUUCAAUGGACAGAGCAAUGGGCUUAACACAUCACUUAUUUGGAAACGUGCAUAAAUCCGACACUACUGCGCCUACUAUCAUUCACUCCCUUUCAUUUGUUCAAAUGUGUUGUAAAAUCGACUUCUUGCUAGCACUUUUUAUAUCAUUGCAGCAACCAUCUUGUGUCCUAUUGUAAAGCAGGCAGAGGAUGCAGUUGCGUUGCACACCAAUUCCAUAAAUUACCUUGAUUUGUAGAUAUUAAAACUAUAAAUAAACAGCUGUAUGAGAGAAUACUACAUGCAUGAUUUUUGCCUGAUACAUUUAUUUUCUGCAAUGUGCUUACAAGCAAAUACGGGUGUCUACUGUGAUGAGUUGAACACUCCAUUCUCUUAGUGCUUGCUGCCAAGUGGGGCCCUUAUCCAAAAAUUGUGCCUGGGUGACACAAAUGACCUCUUAUUAUAUCCUUGUGUUGAUUGUUCCUACUGUGAUGAUCAACAAUUCUCCCCAUGUGCUUGUUAUUCUGUUAAAUGCCUAAAUAAAAAUGCAUGUAAAAGUGUACUAUUAGUGCAUGAACAAUAUACAUUUUGUUUUUCCGCCGACAUGUAACGUUAAUACAGUCUAGAUAUUUUAAAUGUGUGUGUGAGAGAAAUUCUUUUUGUGUUCGAUUCAGUUGAAACUGUGACCAGUGUUUCUGAGAAGCCGGAGAAUCUGAAUGUGAGGGCUGACCAUUAGAAUUGUACUACUAACAGUGGAAGUGAUAACUUGAUCAGUUUGUGAUAGCGUCAGCUUUUUCCUGCAUCCACUGAUGUACAAAUAAAGCACUGCCCACACUGC
Messenger RNA from Osmerus eperlanus (European smelt), 3050 nucleotides. RefSeq names its product hydroxylysine kinase, tandem duplicate 2 (gene hykk.2). NCBI's taxonomy places the organism in Eukaryota, Metazoa, Chordata, Actinopteri, Osmeriformes, Osmeridae. The record is from RefSeq and is a predicted model, not a curated record. The transcript has 5 exons. The coding region runs from base 72 to 1166 and encodes 364 amino acids. Gene Ontology annotation, molecular function: amino acid kinase activity.